AUGGCGACGACGCAGUCGACGGCCUCAUCCUCCGAGGCCCCCGGCAGCUUUCAGCUGCCAUGGCAGGCAAUCCCCAAGUUUAUCCCUGGAACGACGGAUGUAACAGAGUACAGUCGGAAACUUCAGUUUUUGGCGGCUAUGUGGCCGAAGGAGCAUCUUUCCUUACUGGCGCCCAGGGCGGCGUUGAUGUGUGAAGGAACUUCUUUCAAGAAGGUGGCAUCUCUCGAUGCCAGCAAGCUCAAGGCCAAUGAUGAAUCGGGAGUUAAGCUUUUGGUUUCAACAUUGGGAGGCUCCUGGGGCAAAACAGCACUUGAGGAGAAGUAUGAUUGCUUCGAGAAGGCUAUUUAUGGCACCAUCCAGAAGGCCGACGAGACAAACGACAGCUACGUGGCCCGGCAUGAUGUGCACUUUGAGGAGUUGUUAGCUGGGGGAGUGACCCUCAAGGAGGUUCGAGCGUACAUUCUUCUGCGACAGUCGCAACUGACGGCCGAUGAUCGGAAGCGGAUCGUUGUAGAGAUGAAUGGCGCAUGGGACUAUCAGAAGGUCUGCUCAGCAAUACGGCUCCUGGGUUCUCGGUUUUUCACUGACUUGCAGGGUCAACGCAGUGGGAAGACUAAGACCUAUGAUGCCAACUAUGUCGAUGAAGGCGCCAAUGAGGAGCCAGAGCGAGCUCUUCAGGCUUCCGCCCCCAUCGCCAGCGAGGAUGGUGACUUGGACAAUGAGUUCAUGGAAGCGCUGAUCGCCGCGGAGGACCAUGACGCCAUGCAGGUCCAGGCCUUUGAGGAGGAGUUGGAGGGCUUCUUUCAGGAGACUCCAGAUCUUCAGGAGGCUCUGGUGAGCUAUCUGGAGGCAAGGGGCCGCCUCCUCGCGAAGAAGCGCUCGCGUGGGUUUUGGCCUGUGGCUUCCAGUGGAAAAGGGUCCAAGGGCGGUCGUGGUUUUGAGGGCGGAAAAGGAAAGGGCAUGAAUGCCCGAGAGCAGCUCCUUGCCAGGAUCAGUCGGAGUCACUGCAGAGCUUGCGGUGAGAGAGGACACUGGAAAGCUGAGUGUCCGAAGGCAGGAAAGUCCGGUGCCAAAGGCGAGACCGCCACGACGACUGUGGCUGAGGUGGAUGAGCCCACCUACACGAUGAUCGAGACUGCGGAGAACCCAAUCGCCGAGAUCAGUACCAGCCUCCCCGAGGGAACGUUGUCCCUGGACGAGGCCCACCUAGCAGUAAGCGAGCACAAACAGGAUCAGAUCAAGCACCGACUUAGACAAGUGGUAGAGAACAUGCGUGCCUUCCACCCAGUUUCUCCUGAGACUGCAGCGGCCCUUCUCAGCCAAGGACCGCUCAAGAUCAGAUUUUGUGGCUGGGAAUCGAAGUUGUGCCAGGUGGAACGGCCCACCGGACUCUACAUGGUCGAUCUUGCCCGCUUGUGUGUGGAAAGUGACAAAGAGCACCAUUGCCAGACUGUGACCGAAGAGCUGGUUGUUACUGAACCGCACACAGCCCCUCUCCUGCAUGUCAAUCAGUGCCAUGAGCUAGAAGCUCCGGCAACAAGGUGUCUCUUGCGCAACCACACCAGUCGCCAGAAGGCCAAUCUGUGCAUAAAGAGGAAAUCCCAGCAGCUACUGAGCCCAAGCGCACCCAUCCUGCAUUCCCGCCGUGCAUUGUACCUUCGUUGCCUCCCCAUGUCCGUGUCGAAGGGUUCCCUCACUUUGGGAGCUCGGUACGCUCAGCUGAACGACCCUCAGCUGCGUCUCAGCCUGGACGAGAUGGAAGCAAUGAGCCUCGAGCAACUAGGCGAACUGAAGAUCGAUUUCGGGCGUACCAUGUCCGGCCGGACAUACAUGGACGUAGCCAUCAACGAGCAGGCAUGGAGCAAAUGGAUCAUAGAGCAUAUGGCCAAGAGCACCAAAAAGGAGCAUCAGGCCUUUCUGCGUUUCAUGGAACGCUAUGUGGAGGAAGCCGAAGGGGUCGAAGCCUCUUUGAUGGACGCUCUCGAGGCUUCCGAACCAGGGAGAGCCACAGCCCGUCCCAAGAUCGCUGCCAAAAAGGGAACCACGUCCCGAGCAGCCGCGUCGUCGGACAUGGGACCCGAGACCUGGGAUCUUGCGAACGACCGAGAGCGCGAUUCGGCCCUCGACCAUCAGGUCACUGCUCCCUCUACUCGAGUGAACCAGAUGGAAAGCGUGAUGCAGCAAGUCCUGGUUGCCAUCCAGGAGCUCAAUGUGGAUAUUCUGCCCAUGUUAUCCACGUCCUUGAUGAAGCAAGCCAUGAAAGCUGUUUCAGAGUUCUGGAUGUCAUGGGCAGGGCAGCCGCACAAGUUCUACUUAGAUCCGGCUGGAGAGUUCCGAUCCGAAGAAAUGUUGGAAAAGUUUCAGAGCAUGAAUUCCAAGGUCUUCAUAAGUACCGCCGCUUGGCAGCGAGGUCGUGUUGAACGGCACGGAGAUAUCGUCAAGGAUAUGCUAGCGCGGAUAGACACCCAGCAACCCAUAGUCAGCGAUACCUCUUUUGACCAAGCUCUUCUUGUAGCCUUUCAAGCGAAAAACGCACUGGUCCGCCACCGUGGGUAUUCACCAGAACAGAUUGUGCUGGGUAAAUCAGUCCGGAUUCCUGGAAGCCUCACUUCCGAUGAAGACCUGGCAUCCCAUGCCAUCACCGAAGGCUCUGAUCUUGAAGCUGAGCAACACCGUGUUGGAGAGCUGUCUGAAGUUGAGCGCAAUCCCAGCUUAACCGCUGGAUCUGCUGCCCCUUCGCAAGUUCCUGCGCCCACCUCGGUUGAUCCUUCCGGUGUACUGCCAUCAGAGCCUGAGCCCUUGAAUGGAAUGGAUAUCCCUAUUCCCGAAUCUGAUGAAGGUCUCAUGACUGAGUGUGUCAAUUUGGCAAGCGCACCGGUGGGGGAAAUCGCUGGUGAAGUGGAUGAGCUUUUCAGCUUCUUGACACUCCAGGCAAGCAAAGAAUCCACCUGCCCUCCAGUAGCUGAAGACAACCUUCCCUUUGUUGUAGACCCUCUGAUCUGCAGCAAUGAGCAAGCCUACUGUCUUGAGAUUCCCGUCAGCGCCAAAACCCUGAAGCGAUGGGCACGUGAAAAGUCCCCGGAGAAGAUGUCUGGUCUUGCCGCUGUAAGCAAACGAGCCCGAUCAGAAGUCUACGUCAAGGAUUUAUCAUCCGCCGAACGUGCUCUCUUUGAAACCGCCAAAGCUAAAGAAAUUAGCUGUUGGCUACAAACCUCAGCCAUCCGUCCAGUCCUUAGGCGUGAACUCAAUCCCGAGCAAAUUCUGCGCAGCAGAUGGAUCCUCACCUGGAAGGCCCCCGAGCCUGGAGAGGAACAGCGUCGUGCUAAGGCUAGAUUAGUCGUACUAGGGUUUCAAGAUCCCAAGUUGGUUGAUGUGUUGCGCGACGCUCCCACCUUAUCCAAGGAGGGAAGGGCCCUGGUGCUUCAAACCAUUGCCUCCUCCCAGUUUCCCUUGAGCUCUUUUGAUAUUAAGACAGCUUUCCUUAGAGGUAAGGCCGAUGAAAGUAACCCCUUGGCGAUGGAGCCCCCACCCGAGGUUCGGAAAGCCUUAAACCUCAAGGAUGACGAAGUUUGCGAGCUGUUGGGAAACGCUUAUGGUAGAGUGGACGCCCCGUUGCUGUUUUAUAAGGAGUUGAGCAAGCAGCUGCUCCAGCUGGGAUUCACCAGGCAUCCUCUUGAGCCCUGCGUGUUUAUGCUGUACACCGGUCAGAAGCUAAACGGGAUCCUCGGGGUUCACGUCGACGACGGUGUGUGCGGAGGGGAUGCCAAGUUCUCUCAGAAAAUUCAGGAGCUGGAGAAGAAGCUGCCGUUCGGGAGCCGUAAGUAUCGUAGCUUUGUCUUCACGGGGAUUCACCUUGAACAAUUUCCCGAUUUUUCCAUCCGAGCCGCCCAGAGCGAUUACGUGCGCAACAUUCCUCAGAUAGACAUCGGUAGAACACGCCGCCAG
Molecule: messenger RNA, 3945 nt
Organism: Symbiodinium sp. CCMP2456
Lineage: Eukaryota; Dinophyceae; Suessiales; Symbiodiniaceae
Source: the annotation of a GenBank genome assembly